This is a messenger RNA of Manis javanica (Malayan pangolin), 2917 nucleotides long. Lineage: Eukaryota; Metazoa; Chordata; Mammalia; Pholidota; Manidae. The record is from RefSeq and is a predicted model, not a curated record.
GCGACGGACUUGGGGAGGGGAAGACGCUCCGUCUGGCUGGGGUCACCCUUCCAGGGGACACACCGGCUUUAGAGUGGAUGGGCCUCCGGGCCUCCCCGCACUCCAAGAGAACCUUGACACUGCCCAUCUUCCUCAUCCUUAACGAGCUGGCAGGGAGGGGAUGAGGUCAGGAUGACGGCACGGUGACGUCCUUUUUAAAAACGGACUUGGCUGAGCAAGCAAAAGAAAGCCUGAACAAAGGAGAGGAAACCAGCAAAGAUAACUUUGGAAGCACUGAAUGCAGCAGAACUGGAACCAUGGAUCUCAAGUUCAACAACUCCAGGAAAUAUAUUUCCAUCACUGUCCCCUGCAAAACCCAAACAAUGUCACCACACAUCAAGUCAAUAGAUGACAUUGUAGUACUUGGCAUAAAUCUCAGCAAAUUUAACAAACUUACUCAAUUUUUCAUAUGUGUUGCUGGAGUUUUUAUAUUUUACCUAAUUUAUGGAUAUUUACAGGAAUUAAUAUUUUCAGUGGAGGGUCUUAAGACCUUUGGCUGGUACCUUACUUUAGUACAAUUUGCAUUUUACUCCAUAUUUGGCCUAAUAGAACUUCAGCUUAUUCAGGACAAAAGGAGAAGAAUACCAGGAAAAACCUACAUGAUAAUAGCUUUUCUAACUGUGGGUACUAUGGGGUUAUCAAAUACCUCUUUGGGCUACCUGAAUUACCCUACCCAAGUCAUCUUCAAGUGCUGCAAAUUGAUUCCUGUUAUGAUAGGAGGAGUUUUUAUUCAAGGGAAGCGUUACAAUGUUGCAGACGUGUCUGCUGCAGUGUGUAUGAGUCUUGGCCUGAUCUGGUUUACCCUAGCUGACAGCACCAUUGCACCCAAUUUCAACAUGACAGGUGUGAUCCUUAUUUCCCUGGCACUAUGUGCAGAUGCUGUCAUUGGAAAUGUUCAAGAGAAAGCUAUGAAACUGCAUAAUGCUUCUAAUUCGGAAAUGGUUUUGUACUCGUAUUCAAUUGGUUUUGUGUACAUUUUUUUGGGAUUGACGUGCACUAGUGGGUUAGGCCCUGCAGUAGCCUUCUGUUCAAAGAAUCCAGUUCAAACCUAUGGUUAUGCUUUCCUUUUUUCCCUCACUGGGUAUUUUGGAAUCUCCUUUGUUCUGGCUUUGAUUAAAAUUUUUGGUGCACUUCUUGCAGUAACAGUGACAACAGGAAGAAAAGCAAUGACCAUUGUACUUUCAUUUAUAUUCUUUGCUAAGCCAUUCACAUUUCAGUAUGUAUGGUCUGGUUUGUUAGUUGUCCUUGGCAUAUUUCUCAAUGUUUACAGCAAAAAUAUGGAUAAAAUAAGACUACCAUCACUAUAUGAUCUGAUACCCAAAAAAGCAGAAAUGAGAAAGUCAAGGACGUUGGCACAAACUGUAUAGGCAGUGAUUCAUCCAGUUUAAGAUAGAGUUCUAUGGGAACAAUCAUCAACUAAUUAACUUUCCAAAGGGAUUAUUAUAAAAACCAAAGGAUCUGAAGGCAAGCUUGUGAAGGCAUCCAUUUGUGGAUGGAUGGAUUAUGCAUGAAGUCAGCCUUUUCAGAACACUUGUUUGACUGUUUGCCUUCUGAAGCAAUCAAGACAGCCACAUCUGGCGCACCUUAGGAUAAAAUGUCAUAUAAAGGACCAUAAUUCUCAACAGUCUAUUGAGAAUUUCUCUGGAAAUCAACCAUGUUGCAAGACUAAUUGGAUAUCAUUGUGACAUAUCAAAGAAAUUGAUAUGUAAUAGCAGAUUGCUUUGUCUUCAUUCCAUUUUGGUGUUAUUUAAAUUGAUUCUCUGUUAUAAGAGUGAACCGAUGAUUUAAAGUCUAGAGACUUCAUUAUAAAUAAAAAUUCUGUGAUAUUUUUUUUUUAAAGAAUGUGUUAGUAGAUUUUUGUUAUGAAGAGGGAAGAAAAGGUUGGAGUGAGGCUUUACAGAAACUUUAAGACAACCUAUUUCCCAGUAAUUUAAAAAAUACUAUUCAGAGAAAGCAUACUUUGAGUAUGCGGAAUACAGGCAAAAUAGUAAAGGGAGUCGUCAUCCUGUUACCCUGUAAGUGUGCAUCACAAGACAUACUUGGUACUACUCAUCAAAGAAAUACUAAAAGAUUUAAUAAUUCAGGUUUUUUAAUUGAAGGGAAAAUAACACAUAAUUUUACUAUUUUAUAAUAAUUUUUCUCAUCAAAGUAAAAUUUAAUUUGGCAACUUGAAAAUAAUAUGUUGCUUUUAUAGUUUUGAGUCUAAACACAAAAAUGUUGGCCCUUAUGUUUUAGCAGUAAGUUUUGGAAUUGCUUCCACUCUAUUAAAGAACUCCUAUUUAUCUUCAUUUUAUUUCUAAGUAAUGUUGGUUAAAACAGCUUAAUAUCUAUGCUAUUGGUGAUACCACAUAUUUUGUGAGUAUAAUAUGCUUGGAAUAUUUAAUUUCAUUCUUAAAGUUCCAUUGUGUUCUGAUGAUGACUUUAACCUAUAAAUAAAUAUAUGUGGGUACAAGAACCCAUGAUAAUUUAAGUAUCUAACAUAAGGAUUUCUGGUUUUUAUUUGUCAUAUGUUAAAAUAAUGUGGGGAUUUAUUCCCCAAAUAAAUGGUGAUCAUUUUUAGGUUUUUGUAUGUUAAAAUGAAAGGAAUCUUAAUUUAUACCUCAUCAUGCUGCCUUAAACUCUAAAAAAAUAAGAAAUGCUUUUCUAACUUUUUACCUUGCCUGUUACCACCAUUUUCCUCAUCCCACCCGCCUAAUUUUAAACAAUUUAGCACUGUUUGAAAAGUGAGUUUGCCAGCCUAACUAACCCUUUAUACUCCAUUUCCUUUUUGUUCACCUGCCAUCACAUGGAGGUAAACUUCAUCUCACUUAUUUGUAUCCAUAAACAGUCUGAAACGUAAAAGAAUUCCUAUACUAAAGGAAAUAAACUUUUGAACAUC